Messenger RNA from Arctia plantaginis, 852 nucleotides. Lineage: Eukaryota; Metazoa; Arthropoda; Insecta; Lepidoptera; Erebidae. The record is from the annotation of a GenBank genome assembly.
AUGAGGCCCCAGCAAAAUGGUGAUGAUGGCUUUGAUGAGCCCGAGGUGCACCGUAAAAUUUUUAUUGGGGGUCUGAACUACAGAACUACUGAUGAAUCUUUGAAGUCCCAUUUUGAGAAAUGGGGAGAAAUUGUGGAUGUCGUAGUAAUGAAAGAUCCUAAGACGAAGAGGUCACGGGGAUUCGGUUUUAUCACGUAUUCCAAGGCGCACAUGGUGGACGAUGCGCAAAACAACAGGCCGCAUCGAAUCGAUGGCCGUGUCGUCGAAACUAAACGUGCUGUGGCACGACAAGAUAUCAAAAACCCUGAGGCAGGUGCCACUGUAAAAAAAUUAUUUAUUGGUGGUAUCAAAGACGACCAUGAUGAGGAACAACUUAGGGAGUAUUUUGCUAACUACGGAACAGUACAGAAUGUCAGUAUUGUUACUGACAAAGGUACUGGCAAGAAACGUGGUUUCGGUUUCGUUGAAUUUGAUGACUAUGAUCCAGUUGAUAAAGUUUGCUUGAAUGGUCCUCAUAAAAUCAAUGGAAAACAGUUGGAUGUAAAAAAAGCCCUUCCUAAGGAUGGUGCUGAACAAAGAGGAGGAGGAGGCGGUGGAAGACAAGGACAGGGCAGGAAUGAUAGCUGGGGUAAUGGUGGUGGCUAUGGCAGCAAUCAGGGAGGGUGGAACAAUUCUAAUCCUUGGGAUAACAACCAAGGAGGUUGGGGUGGCAGUCAAGGCGGUGGCUAUGGAGGUGGUGGCAAUGGCCGUGGGGGUUGGGCAACAGCUAUGGUGGCGGUCAAGGUGGACGAGGAGGGAGGUUCUAAAUGUUACGUGCUAAGUACACUAGUAAAGCAGUGUUUACCGUGCUAG